AUGGGGAAAGAGAACCACACGGGCUCACCAGGAUUCAUCCUUCUGGAACUUUCUACCCAGCCAGAGCACCGACGUCUCCUGGCCUUGCUCUUCCUCUCCAUGUACCUGCUGAUCCUUCUGGGGAAUCUGUUGAUUGUCCUGCUGAUCCGGUCUGAUGCUUGCCUCCUCCACACACCCAUGUAUUUCUUCCUCAGCCACCUUUCUUUGGCAGAUGUGGGCUUUGCCUCUGUGAUUGUCCCCAAGAUGUUGCAGAACCAUCUUGUCCAGGUCAAGACCAUCUCUUAUGGAGGCUGCUUGACGCAGAUGUAUUUCUACAUAGCUUUCGGCAAUACAGACAGCUUUCUCCUGGCUACUAUGGCAUAUGACCGCUAUGUGGCCAUCUGCCACCCACUACACUAUGCCACACGAAUGAGCCACAAGCGCUGCCUCUUCCUUGUGGCUGGUUGUUGGCUCCUGGCAUUUCUCCAUUCUUUACUGUACACGUUGCUGAUGUCCCAUCUCUCCUUCUGUUCUUCUCGGGAGAUCCCUCAGUUCUUCUGUGAGUUCUACCCAUUGCUGGGACUAGCAUGCUCAGACACAGCUGUUGUAGAGACCACAGCUCUAAUUGAAGGCUUUUUGGAUGUGCUGGGUCCUUUUGUUCUCAUUGUGGUUUCCUAUGUGUGGAUCUUCUACACAAUUCGAAAUGUCCCAUCUGCAAAUGGGAAGCGCAAGGCCAUCUCCACGUGUGGUUCUCACCUGGUUGUGGUAGUCCUCUUCUAUGGCACUCUGUGUUGGGUCUACUUGCAGCCCAGCUCCAGGAACUCAGGUCAGAGUAAUAUGGUAGCUUCUCUCAUGUACACUGUGGUGACUCCUAUGCUGAACCCCUUCAUUUACACCCUCAGGAAUCAGGAGAUGAAGGUUUCCUUGAGAAGACUUGUUGUCACAAUGUAG
Elgaria multicarinata webbii is the source of this 930-nucleotide messenger RNA. Its product is annotated as olfactory receptor 1F1-like. The record is from RefSeq and is a predicted model, not a curated record. Bases 1 to 930 code for a protein of 309 amino acids. Gene Ontology annotation, cellular component: plasma membrane. Lineage: Eukaryota; Metazoa; Chordata; Lepidosauria; Squamata; Anguidae. The transcript has 2 exons. Gene Ontology annotation, biological process: G protein-coupled receptor signaling pathway. Gene Ontology annotation, molecular function: olfactory receptor activity; G protein-coupled receptor activity.